AUGAAGUUGAACCCCGCAAAAUGUGCAUUUGGCGUGGCCUCGGGCAAGUUCUUGGGCUUCAUGAUCACUCAUCGGGGGAUAGAGGCCAACCCUGACAAAAUACAAGCAUUAGCAUCUAUGGAAUCACCAAGGAACAAGAAAGAGGUACAGAGGUUGACUGGUAGGAUAGCAGCCUUGAACAGGUUCAUGUCCCGAGCAUCAGACAGGUGCUAUCCCUUCUUCAAAGUCCUCAGAGGAAACCAAGGCUUUGAUUGGAGUGAAGACUGUGAGAAAGCUCUUCAGGAGCUCAAACAGACAUUAGCAUCUCCUCCAAUUCUAACUAAGCCUGAGCCAGGUGACACCUUAUUUUUGUACCUGGCUGUAUCUCAAAAUGCGGUCAGCGGGGUCUUGGUAAAAGAGGUUAACAAAGUCCAACAACCGAUCUACUAUGUAAGCAAGGUCCUACUAGAUGCGGAAACAAGGUAUACUUUGGCGGAACAACUUACCCUUGCCUUGGUUAUAGCAGCACGGAAACUGUGGCAGUACUUUCAGUCUAACCCUAUUGUGGUGCUCACUAAUCAACCACUUAGGCACAUACUUCAAAAGCCAGACGUAUCAGGAAGACUGAUGAAAUGGGCAAUCGAGCUUGGAGAAUUUGACAUAGAAUUCAAACCACGCCCAUCUAUCAAAGCCCAAGCUCUAGCCGACUUCAUUGCAGAACUAACCCCUAGGCCUCGGGGGCCAGGUGACAGCUCGAGCAUGAGCACUAAUUUGGACACUUGGCAAAUUUUUGUGGAUGGAGCAUCGAACUCCUCGGGCUCGGGCGCAGGGGUCAUCAUCAUCAGCCCUGACAAACAAACAGAGAUCCAAUGCGCUCUCAGGUUCGAGUUUGAAGCAACCAACAACGAGGCUGAGUAUGAGGCCGUCGUUAUUGCUCUUGAGCUAGCCCGUUGCCUAGAGCUCGAGUUCGUAAAGAUAUUCAGCGAUUCACAGCUAGUGGUCGGACAGAUUGAAGAAUCAUUUGAAAGAAAGGAGGAGAAAAUAAGUUUGUACUGUAUGAAGGUUCAGGAUCUUCAACGAAAAUUCAAGAGCUGUGAAAUUACAAAAAUUGCUCGAAAGGACAACGGAAAAGCUGACGCACUAUCCAAGCUUGUGUUCAUGGGGAUAGACGGCCUUGACAGAACGGUUCACAUUAAAAUCAUCACAGAACCCAGCAUCAGUCAAAUCCUCGACAUCAUGGACAUUGACAAUGAACCAUCCUGGAUGGACCCGAUCAUAGAAUUCAUCACAAACAGAAAUCUACCAAGCGAUGCCAGGUUGGCCAGAAGCAUCAGAGCCCGAGCUCCUAGGUACUGCAUGAUCAGCGGUAUCCUUUUUCGCAGAAGUAUUACUCUUCCGUACCUAAGGUGUCUUAGGCCAUCAGAAUCAUCCCAGGCCCUUGCUGAAUUUCAUGAAGGUGUGUGCGGGAAUCAUCAAGGAGCCAGGGCCUUGGCCUUUAAACUCGUACGAUAUGGAUACUACUGGCCAACUAUGAAAAAAGACGCCUCAGAAUAUGUUAAAAAUUGUGAUAAGUGCUAG
Messenger RNA from Olea europaea var. sylvestris, 1557 nucleotides. RefSeq lists its product as uncharacterized. Bases 1 to 1557 code for a protein of 518 amino acids. NCBI's taxonomy places the organism in Eukaryota, Viridiplantae, Streptophyta, Magnoliopsida, Lamiales, Oleaceae. The transcript has a single exon. The record is from RefSeq and is a predicted model, not a curated record. Gene Ontology annotation, molecular function: RNA-DNA hybrid ribonuclease activity; nucleic acid binding.